Messenger RNA from Petromyzon marinus (sea lamprey), 1970 nucleotides. Lineage: Eukaryota; Metazoa; Chordata; Hyperoartia; Petromyzontiformes; Petromyzontidae. The record is from RefSeq and is a predicted model, not a curated record.
UAGGUGGUGGUGGUAGCUGUUGUUGUAGGUAGUGGUGGUUGUUAGGUGGUGGUGGUAGCUGUUGUUGUAAGUGGUGGUGGUGGUGGUUGCUAGGUGGUGGUGGCUCUUGUUGUAAGACCAUGCAGAAGGUUGGCUUCUACGACGUGGCUUCACCAAUGGGUGGUGCCUACGCCUACCUCGGAGUGACCGCCACCGCCGCCGCUGGGUUCGGCUUCGCAUCCCUGUCCGAACCGCGGGGUCACAACGCCACCACCAACGCCACCACCAACGCCACCACCACCGCAACCACGGCCGCGAACUCCGCCACCGCCCAGGAAGAAGAGCAGCAACAGCAGCAGCACCGUCAGCUGCCCCUGAUGGAUCCCGACAGCCCCUACUGCGUGUCCGCGUGCUCCCUGCAAGAGGACGAACACGCCGCGGAGGUGCAGUCGGAUGAGUUCGACCUCCCGCGCGGGUGCGUAGCCAAACUGCAACGGGGGAUGAGGGCGUGCGGCCUGCAGCAUCACCUGCAGCAGCAGCUGCAGGCGCAGCUGCAGAUGCAGCGGCUACAGGAGCCCAGGUCCCCGUCGUCGAGUUCCGACGGCGAUGGAAAUCCGCGUAAGCCGCCAGUCGGGACCGCUGCCUCCCGCGGCCCCUGUGCGCCCUGCACGACGGCUACUGCGGAUUUCACGCAGCAGAUCUUCCCCUGGAUGAAGGAGUCGAGGCAGAGCUGCAAGCUCAAGGGCAAGGGUUCGCCUCCCGUUGCAGGCUCCGACGCCACGGGCGCCAGUGACAAAACCUCCUCCUCCUCCUCUUCCUCCACCACCUCCUCCUCCUCCUCCUCCUCUACCACUUCGUCGUCCACCGCUACCGCCGCAGCGGCUGCAUCCAAGCGGGCGCGCACCGCCUACACCAGUGCCCAGCUGGUGGAGCUCGAGAAGGAGUUCCACUUCAACCGCUACCUCUGCCGUCCGCGCCGCAUCGAGAUGGCGAACCUGCUGAGCCUCACCGAGCGCCAGAUCAAGAUCUGGUUCCAGAACCGCCGCAUGAAGUACAAGAAGGACCAGAAGAUUAAAGGUUUCGGUGGCUGCGGUGUUGGUGUGGGCGUUGGCCCACUGUCGCCGCCGUGCGUCGCUGCGGGUGGCGUGGGUUUGGGGUCGAGGCUGUCACCCCCUCGCGCGUCACCGCCGGGGCUCCCCCCUUCGUGUCACUUCGCCCUGGGGGGUCACCCGCUGCACGCCUACGACCACCGCUCGUCGCCGCACUUCUUCGGCAAGUGCCACGAGGCCGCGGCCUUCGCGACGUCUCCGGGUUUCGUGGCUCACGCGGGAGACGGCGGCGGCGGCGGCGGCGGAUCUCCAUCAUCGCCAUCGUCGUCUUCGUCGUCGUCGCUGAUGCUCAGACGAGGCUACUCGGGCGGCGGCGGCGGCGGCGGCGGUGGUGGCGGUGGCGGCGAUGCCCCCAAAAGUCUCGUCAAGGGCCACGAUUUCACGCCGCACACUGCCGGAGGGUCCGACGGGUGCCUCGGUGGCCGCUACCACCGCCAGCUGCCCGUGGUUGCGCACGGAGCCGCGGUGUACGCGGCCAUCGAUCAGUACGGCGGUCACCACCACCACCAACAGCAGCAGCAGCAGCAGCACCAACAACAGCACCACCACCACCAACAACAGCAGCAGCAGCAGCAGCUGGAAGUUGCGAGCGCCAGCAGAUUGUUGGUCUGCGGGAUGGACUUCAGUUCCCAGGGUGCCGCGAUCCCCUUCGGAUACGAGCAAGGGGAUGAGGAGGCCCCUUGCGAGGGGAUCUACCCCGACCUCGGGGUCUUGGCGCAGGGGAUGCGAGGGGGCCACGGGGUCCUUCCAGACGUUCCGCGACUGACCCAUUUGUAGCCGCCGCUGAUGAUGAUGUUGCUGCUGAUGAUGAUAAUGCUGCUGCUGCUGAUGAUGUUCUGCUGAUGAUGUUGCUGCUGAUGAUGUUGCUGCUGCAGAUGAUGA